Molecule: messenger RNA, 1008 nt
Organism: Maudiozyma saulgeensis
Lineage: Eukaryota; Fungi; Ascomycota; Saccharomycetes; Saccharomycetales; Saccharomycetaceae
Source: the annotation of a GenBank genome assembly
AUGGGUGUUGUUGUAAAGGAUUACAGUCAAGUAAUGCCAUUUCGUCAUGAAGAUGGCGCAAGACUUAGUGAAGGUGUUACAUAUGAUAUUAGAAAUGAUCGAUUAUUAUGGGUAGACAUUUAUAAUUCAGAAAUUCAUGCAAUUGAUAAUGUUUCGCGUGACGGUCGUGAAGGUCGUCAUUCAACAAUCAAAAUUAAAGGUUCCCAGGGUCGUGAUUCCGUUGGUGUUGUCUUUUUAACUGAAGAUCCACAGAUUAUAUUAUUUGGUGGUAAAGAUGGGAUUGGUAAAUGGGUAAUUGGGUCUCACGAAUGGGAAUAUGUUAUUAAAUAUAGUGAAUGUUCCGAGUUGGCUAAUGAUCCCGAUCGUUUGCAAAGACUAAGACCAAAUGAUGGUAACACGACUCGUGAUGGUAAAUAUAUUCUUAUUGGAUUAAUGAAUGAUUUCAAUUAUGAUGUUAAGGCAAUUGAUGGAUGCAUCUUAAGAAUUAGCAUCCCUGAUCAAACAGUUGAAAUGAUUUGGGAUGGUAUUGCAAUUGCAAAUGCUGUACAUUGGGAUCGUGAUGAAAAUUAUGUUUUCAUUACAGAUUCAUUGAAACAUACUAUAUGGCGUUGUCCAUGGGAUUCUACUACAAAUUCAUUGAAUAAAGAUGGUAAGGAAUCAUGGAUUGAUUUUAAAUCUCACAAUAAAGAAUUUGAAAGUCCCGAACCUGAUGGUAGUGAUAUGGAUAAAAUGAAUAAUUUAUUAUACGUAACCGUUUGGUCCACUCAUCGUGUCCAAGUUUAUGACAUUACUCAACCAAAUAAAUUAGUACAAGAAAUUAUCCUACCGGUAACUACCCCAAGGGGAUCCUGUUGUUGUUUAGCUGGUAGUGACUUAUACGUCACUACGGCAAAUAAUGAAAUCAGUGAUCAGCCUGUCCAGAAGGGACAAGGUGGUUCAUUAUUCAGAUUACUAUGUGUAGCAGACAACAAGGCCACAUCUUCCAAGGCUUACUUGAAUUUACACUGA